This is a messenger RNA of Prunus armeniaca (apricot), 963 nucleotides long. The record is from the annotation of a GenBank genome assembly. NCBI's taxonomy places the organism in Eukaryota, Viridiplantae, Streptophyta, Magnoliopsida, Rosales, Rosaceae.
AUGGAGCGUAAUGGAGUUGAGAGUUCAAAUAAUUUUCACAUAGCCAUGUUCCCAUUCUUUUUAAUAGGACACAUGAUUCCUUUCCUCCACCUCUCUAAUGAGCUGGCUAUUAGAGGCCAUAGAAUCUCUUUCUUAAUGCCCAAAAAAGCUCGAAUUCAGCUACAACAUCUUAAUCUUCACCCAGACCUAAUCACAUUUUGUCCCAUCACUGUCCCUCACAUUGAAGGCCUCUAUGAGGGCAUUGAGUUUGCCUCUGAGGUCUCGACAACUUUGAUCCAUUUGGUCUAUGUUGCUGUGGAUCAAAACUGUAAGCAAAUCCAAGAAAUCCUAAAAGCCAGUGUCCUCGACCAGAAGAUCGACAUGAUUUUCUACUACUUUGUUCAUUGGGUACCAGAAUUCACAUGGAAACUUGGGGUUGGGAUCAAAUCUAUUUACUACAACACUACAGCUGCAGCUGUGCAUGCAUUCUCUAUUGUGCCGGCACGAAAUUACAGCCCUAGCCUUACUGGUACUAUCAUCAAGGAGCAACUACGCGACCUACCUUCUGGAUACCAAUCACAACAUGUGGUGCUGCUUCCUGGUUGUGAAAUUCACUCCAUAGAUAUUGAAGGUCAUUUAUACGAUUACCUGACUGCACAACACAAAAGGCCUAUGCUUUUAAUUGGACUAGUAUAUGGGUUGGAAGACUCAAACAAGAAUAGCCCACCUUUAGAAGACAUGUGGGCUAACUGGCUUGGUGGGUUUGAGGAAGCAGGGUCGGUGGUGUUUUGUGCAUUUGAGAGUCAGUUGAUCCUUGAUAAGGAUCAAUUCCAAGAGCUUGUGUUGGGGUUUGAGCUAACUGGGUUGCCUUUUUUUGUGGUUCUCAAACGACCUGCGGCCUAUGCAACAAUUAAAGAGGCAUUGCCAGACAGGUUUGAAGAGAGGGUGAAAGGGAGAGGGGUGGUUUUUUGGGGUUGGGUGUAG